AUGGACUACGAGCUCGCCAUUCACAACGCAGUUGCUUCCGUGUGGCCCUCCACUACCAGACGAGGAUGUAACUUCCACUACAAGAAAGCCCUCCUGAAGCAUGUUAAGCAGACCAACAUCUGGGAGGAGUACCUGACUCCAAACUCUCCUGUUCGGGAUUUCUUCGCGAUGACUGGAGCUAUUGCCUACGUACCGGAGACUGACGUCCCUCGAAUCUGGAGACACCUGAAGCCCCUCCUUCCUAUAGACAUGGCUGAGUUUGCUUCAUACUACGAAAACACUUGGAUCGGGACAUCAACCACCAAUCCUAACUUCGCUCCCCACAUGUGGAAUCAACACGAAGCUGCACAGAUGAGGAUUCCUCGCUCAUCCAACAUCGCAGAAGGUUGGCAUCACGGAUACCAUUCAAUGCUGUCCUGCUCGAAGCCCACAAUUUGGAAGUUCCUUGAUUGCCUUAAAGCAGAACAAGCCCUUACAGACGUGAAGAAAACCAAAAGAGACGGGCGGGAACUACCUGAGCCACGUGCACCCAAAUGGAUCCGUUAUGAUCGACAACUUCAGAGAAUUGUAGAUGAUUACGACAACUACAGCAACCCUAUGGAUUUCCUUAAAGCUAUCGGAAAUUUGACUAUGCUUUAG
This is a messenger RNA of Bolinopsis microptera, 639 nucleotides long. RefSeq lists its product as uncharacterized. The transcript has a single exon. The record is from RefSeq and is a predicted model, not a curated record. The coding region runs from base 1 to 639 and encodes 212 amino acids. Lineage: Eukaryota; Metazoa; Ctenophora; Tentaculata; Lobata; Bolinopsidae.